GAUACGUCUUACUCGCCCCCAUCGCAAUUGGUACCGCAGCUUACCGUGCCAUAUCAUUCACCGAUAAAUAUGGAUAUAUCUUUGCACGGGGAGCCGAAUCUACGAAUUACAAAUGAACCACAAGAUGCAAGGUUCCGAUACAAAACUGAGAGGGAGACAGGCACUCAUGGCAGUCUACGAGGAGUUACGCCUGGCCGUAAUGGGAGCAAGUCAUACCCGACCGUUGAGUUGAGAAACUACACGAAAAAGGCAAGAAUAAUGUGUACCCUGGUGCAAAAGGACAAUACUGACGAGCACCCACACAGUUUGCACGACGAGGACGAAGUGAAUGAGGGCCAGCCGUGUUCCGCUGUCGUACCUGUUGAUAAUCACUACGCAGUGGGUUUUGCGGGCUUGGGUAUCAUACAUCGUCCAAAAAAGGAUAUACCCAUGUGGCUGUUCACAAAAUUUCGAGAAAACAACAGUGACCAAAUUACCGACAACCAGCUCUUGGAGCAAAGCAGAGUGAUGGCAAAGAACAUUGACUUGAACGUCGUAAGACUGAAAUUCAGCGCUCACGAUUAUGAUACGAAUGAACUAAUUUGCUCACCGGUGUACUCGCGACCAAUACUCAACCUGAAAAGCGUUGCCACUAACCAAUUGGCUAUAGAGUACUACAAACCAACGUCUAGCAAUGUCAGAGGAGGUGAAGACAUGAUGUUCUUCACAUCAAAAAUUAGUAAAAAGAAUAUAAUGGUUCGAAUUUACGAGUUGGAUGAAAACGACGAUGAGAUUUGGUCUACUAAUGUUCACAUUUUGCCCCCAAAUGUACACCGCCAAACGGGUAUUUUUUUCGACAUUCCACCGUACAGAGAUCAGAAUAUAACAAAGGAAGUGAAAGUAUAUAUGCAACUGCAGCGUCCUAAUGAUGGUGCCGUGAGCGAGCCUCGUGAGUUCUAUUAUCGUCCUGAUCCCUACUCUGCGUGCCGCAAAAGAGCCAGGCUUAAUAAUUCUGGCGAUUCGGUUCCAAGUACUAGAGGCGUACGUAAUUCUAGAAAUGGUCCAGGAAGAACGGAAAGCUUGCAGGACAUUCCUGUUUCAAAAUCAUCUGUAUGGAGUGGUACUUCCGAUAUUCCAACAUGUGCUAAUACUGCAAGCGUACCAAAUACAGUCAAUAUUUAUAGUAACUUCCACAAUAACACGAGUGCAACGCAUUCAGGAAAUUCUCAACAUAGCGUCUUGCCUCAGCAAAAUCCGAUUAAAAACUACUCUGACUACAUGGGGCAAAUGACUCUAGGAAGUGAACUUGUGACUCAUACUACCACUGCAGGAGCAAAUGUGCCUCAAAAUAACACGUUGCAAGAUGCUCAAGGUAGCCAACUGUAUGGCCUCACUACACAUAGUGAGUCUCAGGGCUUGCUACAAAGUAAAAUAACUGACCCACUUCUUAGUUCUGCUGGAUUUGAUGUCAACUGGCAGAUCUCGCCAACAACGAACUCAACAUAUAAUUCUUUUUCACAAGUUGAUCAAAUGAAUCAAGCUUCACAGGCUACACAUACAACUUUCGACUAUGCUAGUGUCUCCUGCCAACCAACCAACUGUCAAGUAUCACAGCCAUCUAGCAGAGACAACCACGUCCAAAUCGACGCUUUGGGAGGACAUAUAAUUGAAAAUUAUGUUGUGAUACCUGAAGCUGGACAGAGUUAUGGAAAUAAUGCAACUCCGUUCGAUGCCAAUCCCACAAGUUCGAUGUCUUUCGAUGCCAAUCCCACAAAUUCAAUAACUUUGGAAAAUUUUGAAGACUUCAACUUCACCUUGCCUCUAUCUCCCGACCCGUCCUUUGCUAACAAUCCGUGUUUUUUAAAUUACUUCACGGAUUUGGAACGCCUCAGGAAAGACGAUCUGCAGGUGCUUUCCGAUGGCGGCGGUGGUCAGGAUGAAGCUUCGACGUCUGGGCAGUCCAAAUUGAAUGCUUCAACUCGGUCUGCCAGAUACACGAUGGCUGACGCUUUGCAAGCAAAAGUUUUGCUGAAAGACAUAUGCGAUAUGUAUAAAACUAAUCCUUAUAAGAGAAAAGCGGACAUCAGACAGAAAUUGGACAAACUCUUCAAGUUGAGGCUUACCAAUGGCGACACGUUUCUUCACAUGGCUCUGCAGAAUAAUCCCCCAAGUUUUGAAGCGGUUGUUAAAAUCAUAGAUGCAAUGAACAUGAACCAUUUGCUGAACUUGCCAAAUGAUUUGCAUCAAACCAUUUUACAUAUAGCAUGCGCUGUCGAACUACCUUCCAUUGUGACAUUGCUAAUUGAGAAGGGUUGCAAUCCAAUGGCGAGAGACGCCGGAGGCAAUACUGCUAUUCAUUUGGCUGCCAUGUACCAAACAUGCUUGGAACCGCUGUUAGAAGCACUGAAUAGAAACAACGUUGAGUUCGACCUAAAUGCUUAUAACCAAGAGAAGCAGACAGCCCUGCACGUGGCAGUGAUUUACUCGCAAACGUUUAGCGCGGUGCAGUUGCUGGCGGCAGGCGCGAGCGUCGCAAAGGCUAAUUUUGAUGGCCGCACGCCGCUGCAUCUCGCUGCCGCAUAUUCGCGGGUCGACAUCGUAAAGGCGAUUCUCCAGUACGACAAGAGAGAUUUGGAUGCUGUGGAUGGCAGAGGCUGGACUGCACUGCAGAUAGCGUGUAACAUCGAAGUCACCGGCGAUUCGCUCGCAGUCAUCAGGUGUUUGCUUAAUAACGGGGCGAAUCCCACGACUCACAAGGUGGGCACUAUUUCAGCACUAGUGCUGGCUUCGCACCAGCCGCAAAUACGUGCCAUAUUUCAAGAAUUUAACUUCAAGGCAAUGGUACCAGACAAGGAAUCUGAAGAUGAGUUUGAGUCUGCCGAUGAAGGCGACUUUGAAGAGGACGUAACUUCGCAACUAGAGGUUUUGAAAUUGAGCUAAAGACCAAAUGUGCUAAUGUGUUCAUCAUAAGAAGAAAAAUGAAAGCGCAACACGAUUUGUAGUAAAUAUAGUAACAAAUCCAUAUACUUUAUUUGGUAAGGAUA
Hyposmocoma kahamanoa is the source of this 3023-nucleotide messenger RNA. RefSeq names its product nuclear factor NF-kappa-B p110 subunit-like. The transcript is spliced from 22 exons. The coding region runs from base 70 to 2919 and encodes 949 amino acids. NCBI's taxonomy places the organism in Eukaryota, Metazoa, Arthropoda, Insecta, Lepidoptera, Cosmopterigidae. The record is from RefSeq and is a predicted model, not a curated record. Gene Ontology annotation, biological process: cellular response to stress; inflammatory response; non-canonical NF-kappaB signal transduction. Gene Ontology annotation, molecular function: DNA-binding transcription factor activity; DNA binding; protein binding. Gene Ontology annotation, cellular component: cytoplasm.